GUGUGCCAUAAAAUGAUGUAUACUAGUUACAUACAAGACAAGUGCUGAGAUAGUCGCAUAUUGUAGCUUCCUGUUGUGAAUUAGAAGAAACACCAGAGUUAAAGACAGAUCGAGUCACAGUAACUUCUAAUGGCUGCGAUGUUUGGAAGAGGUGGACCAGUCUCAGUAACUAGGAUGGUGAAGACAGUGUCAGUACUUGGAGCUGCAGCCUACGGAGUAUCGCAAACUGUUUUCAACGUUGAAGGCGGGCAUAGAGCAAUCAUGUUUAACAGAAUAGGCGGAGUACAGAAUGACAUCCUAACUGAAGGUAUGCAUUUAAAACUGCCAUGGUUUCAAUAUCCAAUAAUUUACGAUAUUCGUUCACGACCUCAUAAAAUAUCAUCGCCGACUGGAUCUAAGGACCUACAAACUGUGAACAUAUCGCUGAGAGUGUUGUCCCGUCCUGAAGCUGAGAAGCUUCCCACUAUGUACAGACACCUUGGGACAGAUUAUGACGAUCGGGUUCUCCCGUCUAUAGGCAACGAGGUCCUCAAGUCUGUGGUAGCGAAGUUCAACGCGUCCCAAUUGAUAACACAACGUCAUCAAGUGUCGUUGUUGAUAAGAAGGGAGCUGGCGGAAAGAGCGGCCGACUUCAACAUAAUACUAGACGAUGUUUCGUUAACCGAGAUGAGUUUUGGAAGAGAAUAUUCGGCUGCUGUUGAAGCUAAGCAGAUCGCCCAGCAAGCGGCGCAGAGAGCUGCUUUCACUGUUGAAAGAGCUAAACAAGAACGACAGCAGAAAAUAGUGCAAGCAGAGGGAGAAGCUGAAGCCGCUGAAAUGUUAGGCAAGGCUGUUUCUACGAGCCCUGGCUACUUGAAGCUUAGGAAAAUCCGUGCGGCACAGAACGUAUCAAAAAUCAUAGCGAAGUCACAGAAUAAAACAUUCUUGCCAGCAGACAGCUUACUACUGAACCUGCAAGAUCCUUCUUUUGAUGACUUUUCCGAAAAAACUAUAAAGAAAAAGUAGAGCUAAAAGUUAAUUACAAAACAAAGUGAUAAAAAACGAUUAAAAAUAAAUUAACUAAGAAUCUGUUAUCUUUGACUCAUUCUGUAAAAAUAUGCGACACAUAAAAUAUUGAAAAUAGAUAAAAAAUUCAAUUCACCAAUAGAAAAACAAGUUUUCGUGAAGGACAGUAAAUUGCUGUAAAAAACUGAACCAUUUAUACGCGUUCGUUUGCACCGAUGACGUUGGUUAGCAUAAAAUUUCCAUGACCUGAAAAUGAAAUGCCAUUGAAGCAAAAUUUUUGGUGCUAAAAUAGACCUUAAUGUAAGCUGUGGGUGUGACCUUGACAAGGACGUGCAACUAAUGUGUGAUUGAUAGUUAUCAUAUUAUGUCUUAAAACAAAUAUUUUACUAAAUAAACUAUUAGAUUUAUGACGACCAAGACA
Molecule: messenger RNA, 1426 nt
Organism: Leptidea sinapis
Lineage: Eukaryota; Metazoa; Arthropoda; Insecta; Lepidoptera; Pieridae
Product: prohibitin-2-like
Exons: 1
Coding region: 130-1005 (291 amino acids)
Biological process (GO): mitochondrion organization
Cellular component (GO): mitochondrion; membrane
Source: RefSeq, a predicted model, not a curated record